Caenorhabditis remanei is the source of this 978-nucleotide messenger RNA. RefSeq lists its product as uncharacterized. Bases 1 to 978 code for a protein of 325 amino acids. NCBI's taxonomy places the organism in Eukaryota, Metazoa, Nematoda, Chromadorea, Rhabditida, Rhabditidae. The record is from RefSeq and is a predicted model, not a curated record. Gene Ontology annotation, cellular component: Set1C/COMPASS complex. The transcript has 6 exons. Gene Ontology annotation, molecular function: chromatin binding; protein binding.
AUGAUGCCUAUAGAAGUUGAGCUUACAGUGGAAACGCUCACAAAACUAGUUCCAGCAAAGCAACCUUCAGACUCAAUGGCAAAAGUGAAUAGUCUAUCCUUCAGCUCAUCAGGAGAAAAUAUGAUUAUGUCAACUGAUGAUGAUUCCAUGUUCUUAUAUGAUAUGAAUUCUGGAAUGCGAUCUCGCAGUGUCAACAGCAAGAAAUAUGGAUGCUCUCAUGUAAAGUUCGCUUCAGAUGCAAUGUGUGCGCUGCAUGGAUCUACAAAAGUAGACAAUACAAUUCGAUACUUGUCAUUAAUUGACAACAAAUACAUUCGGUACUUUCAAGGGCAUGAUAAACUUGUCACUGGAAUCAACGUGUCUCCAUUGGAUGAUAUGUUCUUGUCGGUGGCCGAAGACAAAACAAUUAGGUUAUGGGAUCUGAAAACACACAAUUGCAUAGGCUUGAUGAAUCUAUCAGCCACUCCGAUAGCUACAUUCGAUCCAGAAGGACUUCUUUUUGCUGCUGGAUUGGACAACAACAUCAUCAAGUUAUAUGAUUUGCGGUCGUUUGACAAGGGACCAUUCUCAAGUUUCGGUCCAUUAGAAAAUGAACACGGAGUUGAGUGGACAGCAAUGAGAUUCUCUCCAUGUGGAAAAUACAUUCUUAUCUGCACAAACUCGGCACAGCUUUUUCUAGUUGACGCAUUCUCUGGAGUCAUCAAGAAUGUUUUCCAAGAGCAUCAGAAUUGUCUUCGUAUUCCAAUGAUGGCGUCUUUCACACCAGAGUCAUCUCAUGUGAUGGUUGGAAGUUCAGACGGUAUGAUCUACUUCUAUGACGUCGAAUCAGGAUCAGUUGCUCUCAAAAUUCCUGCCCCAAAUAAUCAGCCAUGCCAUAUUGCUGAAUUCAGUCCACAACACUUCGUAGCAGCGACUGCAGAUUCAAAACUGACGCUCUGGUGUGCAAACGAUGAUUUGAAGGCUCGCGCUCAACGAUAA